Messenger RNA from Arxiozyma heterogenica, 453 nucleotides. It is a transcript of the gene RPS31, whose product is annotated as ubiquitin-40S ribosomal protein eS31 RPS31 fusion protein. Gene Ontology annotation, molecular function: structural constituent of ribosome; ubiquitin protein ligase binding; protein tag activity. Gene Ontology annotation, biological process: modification-dependent protein catabolic process; translation; protein ubiquitination. The record is from RefSeq and is a predicted model, not a curated record. The transcript has a single exon. Gene Ontology annotation, cellular component: nucleus; cytoplasm; ribosome. NCBI's taxonomy places the organism in Eukaryota, Fungi, Ascomycota, Saccharomycetes, Saccharomycetales, Saccharomycetaceae. Bases 1 to 453 code for a protein of 150 amino acids.
AUGCAAAUUUUUGUUAAGACUUUAACUGGUAAGACCAUUACUUUAGAAGUUGAAUCUUCUGAUACUAUUGACAACGUCAAGGCUAAGAUCCAAGACAAGGAAGGUAUUCCACCAGACCAACAAAGAUUGAUCUUUGCUGGUAAGCAAUUAGAAGAUGGCAGAACCUUAUCUGACUACAACAUCCAAAAGGAAUCCACCUUACACUUAGUCCUAAGAUUAAGAGGUGGUGGUAAGAAGAGAAAGAAGAAGGUUUACACCACUCCAAAGAAGAUCAAGCACAAGCACAAGAAGGUCAAGUUAGCUGUCUUAUCUUACUACAAGGUCGAUGCUGAAGGUAAGGUUACCAAGUUAAGAAGAGAGUGUGCUAACUGUGGUCCAGGUUGUUUCUUAGCUGACCACAAGGACAGAUUCUAUUGUGGUAAGUGUCACUCCGUCUUCAAGAACGUUGCUUAA